AUGAAGACUGCAGUGUUGGCCUUGGCUCUGCUGCUGCUUCAGUCCCAGGUCAUUCCAGGGCACAGUGAAAAAUGCUGGAAUUCUCUUGGUUCCUGCCGUGACAGAUGCUUUAAGAAGGAAAUGUUCUACAUCUUUUGCUGGAAUGGCAAACCAUGCUGUGUGAAGCUCAAGAAUUGGACUCCUGUUAAUACGUGGAAGCUGGUCCUCACUGGGAUGGGAGAGGAAAUGGGUUUGGCAUCUGGUCGACAGUAUUUGGAGGGAUGGAGCAGCCUGGGCUUCGGUGAGGCUAAGCGGCCGGAGAAACAGAAAGCGUGA
Molecule: messenger RNA, 315 nt
Organism: Meriones unguiculatus (Mongolian gerbil)
Lineage: Eukaryota; Metazoa; Chordata; Mammalia; Rodentia; Muridae
Product: beta-defensin 36-like
Exons: 3
Coding region: 1-315 (104 amino acids)
Biological process (GO): innate immune response
Cellular component (GO): extracellular region
Source: RefSeq, a predicted model, not a curated record